Messenger RNA from Neocloeon triangulifer, 1155 nucleotides. RefSeq names its product mitochondrial potassium channel-like. The record is from RefSeq and is a predicted model, not a curated record. NCBI's taxonomy places the organism in Eukaryota, Metazoa, Arthropoda, Insecta, Ephemeroptera, Baetidae. The coding region runs from base 72 to 959 and encodes 295 amino acids. The transcript is spliced from 3 exons.
UACAAUCCAAGCGCGCCAAUUUUGAAUUCGCCAGACUUGCCUCUUGAAAAUCGCGCAGCUUGUUUUUCGGCAUGUUUCGGCCCGAAGGACAGGCGGCCAAGAUGAUUUUGGCCAAGCUGAAGAGCCUCCUGCAGGAAAGGUACACCACCCUUGCUGUCAGGGUGCAGUCUAUCGUUCAGGGUCAAAGUACUUCGGCCGGAGGAGCGGCCGUGAACGCCAAACUCGAGUCGGCCAGAGAGUGGUACGAACAGUUCACGGGCAUCGACGAGGUCCGCAGGGCCCAGGAGAAAGUCGUUCAGUCGGAAUCGAAAUUCAUAUCUGCACAAGAGGCUCGGAGAGAUGCGAACAAAAAACUGAGCGAAGUGGACAAUAAAUUGAGACAGGUUUACGGAGAGCUGGAGAGGACCAGAAGAGGAGAGGACAGAUACAUUUUCCUUGUCACUCAAGAAAACACGUUGAUUAAAGAGAGAGAUAUUUUGGGCACCCACUUUCAGAGGAUAGAACAAGAAGAAAGAGAAAACUUUUCCUCUCUGUCCUCGGCCAUAAAGGAGUCGCACGAGAAGGAGCGUCUUCAGGCCGAAAGAACAAAGUACUGGUCAAUAAUCGCUUCGAUUGUCUGCACGUCCCUCGGCUUCAUCUUCAGCACCGUAAACAGUCGUUACAGAAUGAACCAGUUCAGGAGUAUUUUGAGCGACGCUGUGACCAACGAAGAAAAGCUAGCUCUGGUGGUCAGCGAUAAACUUGCGGAAAAAGUAGUCAAGGAGCUGCAAAUGCAGAGCUCGGUAGCAGGGAAGGUUACGGAAAAACCAACAGACACUUUGUCAAAGGAGGAGUUGCGGUCGUUUUAUCAGGGCCUUUUGUCAUCCUUGGAAAAAGAAAGGGUGGAUAGAGAAAAUUUUGUAAUUAGAAUUGCUAUGUCCACGGGGGCAGCGUUUAUAAUAUAUAAAUUAUUUUUUUGAUUUAGCAUUUUGCAAAUUUUGAUAUUAUGAAAAAUUGCUUUGUUAGCACAAACUUUUCUUGUUUUAGUCCGACAAAAUGCGAAAGUACCGCAGCUGUGAUGACGAACAGCAAAACUAAUUGUGAUUUUAAUUCUAGGGAUGUAUUGUUAAAUAAAAUGAAACUUCACUGAGUUGAUAUUUGUAUGAAAUAAUGUUU